Diaporthe amygdali is the source of this 1455-nucleotide messenger RNA. RefSeq lists its product as uncharacterized. The transcript has a single exon. Bases 1 to 1455 code for a protein of 484 amino acids. The record is from RefSeq and is a predicted model, not a curated record. Lineage: Eukaryota; Fungi; Ascomycota; Sordariomycetes; Diaporthales; Diaporthaceae.
AUGGCAUCUGCGCCAAAUUACUACGUGCUUGAUUUCUUUUACGAUGAUGAGGACAGUUGCGCCCUCACUAUCACUCGGAAUGCGGUCAGAUUCCAUGUCAUUGCUGACGCCAAACGUCUAAAGCAUAAAUCUGACGCGGAAGAUGGCCGGGAAUACUUUCAACAUCUGAAAAAUUUGCGAGAUUAUGAGCGACGUGAAGACGGGCAGACCUCAAUUGACAGUGGCGUCGAUGUGCAAAGCUUUCACACGACUGACUCCGUGUCCGAGCGGAGUGGAACGACUUGUGAAGAUGCCGAGGAGAAACUGCACAAAUGGAUGUUAGCACCCCUGUCUGUACGACUCAACGAUCUCGCUCCUGAGCCAUCACGGUCCGAUCAACACAUGCAGACUCUCGAGCAGUGGUACGCUUGUAAGACUCACUUUUUCGAACUCGAAAUUGACGACCAGACCCUUCGGGCCGUCGAAUUGGCAUCAUCAGAGGACCUCGAAGAACGGAUGACGAAACUCAGACCACACCUCGCGCCUAUACCAAAAUACAUUAGCAACAUUGACGUGCCUUGGUACUCUUCCGCCGACCUCACGGUCCUAGAAUGUGCGGACACACCAGGACCGUACCACCCGUGUCUUGUAAAGCACCACCAAAGCGGUGAACAGAUGUUUUUCAAGACAGUCGACAACAACAACACCCAGCCCAUAAAGCGAGAGAUUGAAAUUCUGGACAAGAUAGAAAGGAAAGGACUAAGACAAAAGUUUAAUUGUCCGAAGCUCUUGGGGAUCGUCACAUGCGCCACGCCCACUCAAGCUGAGGAGAACAGCAGGAGCUCCAUCAUGGGCUUCCUACAGACAGCAAUUAAUCAACCAACGCCGCUGACCGUAAAAUUUGACUCGGCAGUACCUCAAGAUACAAGAGACGCCUGGGCUCGGAAAGUAGACGAAACGAAGAAGGUUUUGCACGAAAACGGCAUUAUCUGGGGAGAUGCCAAAGCGGACAAUUUCAUAGCGGACGCGGAAGAUAAUCUGUGGAUUAUAGAUUUUGGCGGCAGCUAUACCGAGGGCUGGGUUGACCCCGAGAUCGCAGAAACAAAAAAGGGGGACAACAUGGGAGUGGAAAAAAUAGUCAAUGCCUUGAGAGACCCCGACGAAAACGUUGCUGGCAGCGAACCCAGCGAAGAUGACGAGGAUGCGAGAGUCGCAUCGGAAAUUGGCCAGACAAAGAAGCGGGUGAUCGGAUCUCACGGCACACGCGAUGGGAAGAGGCGCAAGACGGGUUCGUCUAAAAAGGUCCAGAAGGAAGAGGAAGAUAGAUAUUGUUAUUGUGGGGGCAUAAGUUCUGGACAGAUGAUAGGCUGCGAUGGCCAGGACUGCGAGAUGGAAUGGUUUCAUGUCGAGUGUACUGAAAUCACGGCCCUGCCCGCAAAGGAGGAAGCCUGGUAUUGCAACCUUUGUCAAGCAUAG